GGCCCCAACGAUCGGGACGGGCGAAGAGCGACGAGUGCGCCGACGACACUCGCCGAGAAAUCGAAGAAUCGACGCGUUAGCGCGACUUACGAGGACCGGAGGGAUACCUUACGGGAAGCCCAGCGAGACGGAGGGAGUGUUCACGAGGUUCGAGGAAGACUUCCUUCAAGAAACUAGGACCAGGAGCCGGGCGUGGAUUACGGAGCGGAGUUUCCGUUCCGCAUAGAUGUGGCCGUGGGGCGGCGGCCAUUGAGGUGCAGCCGAGAGGAGGCCAUUUCCCCAGCUCGACCCCGAACGAAGAGCACCCUGAGGAGGAGUCGAUAACCCCCGGGAGGCGCCCCGGCCGAAAUGGGGGUCGCCGACGAUUUUGCCCCCAGCUUCACGCAGAAGCCCCAGCUUCGCCAGGAAGAUGAGGGCAACCGACUCAUCUUCGAGUGCCAGCUCCUCAGCUCGCCGAAGCCUGAGAUUUCCUGGUUCCGCGGCGAGACCCAACUCGCCGAGGACUCCAGGACCAACUUCAAGAUCCAAAGCGUCGCCGCCAACAAGUUCCUGGUGGUCCUCGAGCUCGACGACGUCAUCGAGACCGACGCCGGCCUCUACAAGGUCAAGGCCAAGAACAAGAUGGGCGAGGUCGCGGCCUCCAUCAACCUGAACUUCAGUCCCGUGGAUGAGCCUAGAGAGAAACAAAUCGACGGCAUCGCACCGACUUUUGCGAAAAAACCCGCGAUCAGACAGGAAGACGACGGCAAGCGACUGCUCUUCGAAUGCCGCAUCACUGCGGAUCCCACGCCGAAAGUCUCAUGGUUCCACGACGGAAAUAUGGUCAAGGAUUCGUCGAGACACAAAUUAACCGUCGACAAGGACGGCCACUCGUACUUCGCGACGCUGGAAAUAAAAAAUGUGACUGUCGAGGAUGCUGGUAAAUAUAAAGUCACCGCGAAGAACGAGCUCGGCGAGUCCAACGCAACGAUCUCCCUUAACUUCGAUAGCGAUGAGGCACCCGUACCCGACGAUGGUAUUAAGCCCACCUUCACCGAGCGACCUGUCAUCAGGCAAUCCGAUGACGGGAACACGAUCACGUUUGAAUGCCGAUUAGUAGGCGACCCAAAACCGAACGUGAAGUGGUACCACGUUAACAAUGAGGUGAAGGAAGGCCCGAGGUUCAAGACAAGCUUGGAAUUGGAUCAGAAGCUCUACCACCUAGCAAGGCUGGAAAUCAACAAUGUCACCAAGUCAGACGCAGGAGAGUACAAAGCAGUUGCUUUGAACAAACACGGUCAAGGAGUGGCCACGAUAAAUCUCAACUUCGAGGGCGGUGAAAAGCUCAAAAUCCCCGAUGGGAAGCCACCCAGGUUCCCGAAGAAACCCACGAUUCGCCAGGAGGGCGACAUCCUUAUCAUGGAGUGCAUCCUGGAGGCGCAUCCCGUGCCCGACAUAACUUGGUACCAGAGCAACAAAAUCAUCGCCGACAGUUCGCGCGUGAAAAUGUCGCGUAAAUUCACAGGAAAGGAUACCUAUUUGCUCACCCUCGAGAUCUUCAAUCCCACCAAGGCUGACGGGGGGAAUUAUCGUUGCAACGCCUUCAACGUCUACGGCGAGAGCAACGCCAACAUCUCCCUCAACUUCCAAGACGAUAGCGCGGGAUUCGCGCCGUCGUUUAUCGAGAAACCGCGCAUCAUUCCAAACGAGACUGGGACUCUGAUUACGAUGAAAUGCAAGUGCAAGGCGAAGCCGAAACCCGAGGUGACCUGGUUCCGAGGUUCCUCGGUCGUGAAGGAGUCAUCCAAGAUCAGCAUCAAAACGAGCGAUCUGGAGGAAGACGUCUAUGAACUGACAAUGCAGAUCAAGGACCCCUCAGCCCCAGACGGUGGCACGUACAGGUGUCACGUAAAAAACGAAUUUGGCGAAAGCAACGCAAAUCUGAAUUUGAAUAUCGAAGCCGAGCCAGAACCGGAAGGGGACGGCCCCACCUUCGUGGAAAAGCCGAGGAUUCAAUCCCAAAAUCAAGGGAAGCUCGUCAUCAUGGACUGCAAGGUCAAGGCCAGUCCGAAGCCGGAAAUUGUGUGGACCCAUGCCGGAAAGGUGAUCCAACAAUCCUCAAAGAUCUCCAUCAGCAUAACCAAGGAGCAAGAAGACGUGUAUUACAUUAAACUUACCCUGAACGACCCUGGACCCGAAGACUCCGGCCUUUACAAGUGUAACAUCAAGAACUCCCUCGGAGAGCUCAAUGCCAACUUGACCUUAAACGUCGAAAUAAUCCCCGUGAUCAAGGAGAAGCCGAAGGUUGUCAAGGUCGUAAAGAAGAAGACCGUGAUCGUGGAGUGCCACGUUCUUUCCAAAUUUGCACCUGAAUGCACCUGGUACAAAGAGAACCAGGCAGUCAGAGAGGAUAGUAGACAUACCGUCCACGUGGAGCAAGUCAAAGAGGGCGAAUUUGCGGUAAAACUAGAAAUCGAGCAGAUGUCGUCCAUCGAUAAAGGCAUUUACAAGUUAGUGGCGAAGAACGAAAAGGGUGAGGCCACUUCUCAAGUCGUGGAAAUCACUGAAAUUACGGAAGAGGGUGACAAACCGAAAAUCGGUAGCGGCUUGAGGACGAUCACCAUUGAGGAGGGCAAAACUGUGGAAUUUGUGGCCAGUCUUGUUCAACAAGACAGAAAGGUCUCGGUGACGUGGUACAAGGAUUCAACGAUCGUGAAGGCUUCCAAGGAUGUCAGGAUAUCUUUCAAUGGUACAGACAUGAAGCUGAACAUCACUUCGGUUACGAAGGAAUACUCCGGGACGUACAAAGUCUCUGUCAGCAACGAGUUUGGCAAAGACGAGUCGUUUGCUGAGCUCAUCAUAAAGAAGAAAGAGGAGAAGAAAGAGGAGGAAGAGGAAGAGAAAAAGAAGAAGAAGGUAGAAAAGAAGGAAGAAAAGAAGGAGGAGGAAAAAAAGAAGGUCGAGGAGAAGAAAAAGGUGGAGGAAAAAGAAGAGGUGGAGACCUCGGAAGAGGAAGAGGAGGAAGACGAGGAACCCGUAAGUGUACUAGAGUCCAGUCUUGCUGAACCAGUUGUCGAAGAACCCGAUUCUGAACCCAUUUCCAAGGUCGAGGAUAAUCUGGAGUCGAAAACGAACGGUAUCGGUGGAUCACCGUUCGAAAAGAAGUUGGAGUUUAAGAAAGAGGAGGCGACAAUCAACAACGUGGAGGAAAGAAAAUCUAUUAAGAAGAAGGCCGAGGAUAAAAUCGAAGAGAAGAAAGAGCCUGAAAAGGCCAAGAAAGUGGUGAAGAAGAAAGAACCUGAAUCUAAAGAGGGCUCUCGAGAAUCGACUCCAAAGCCAGAAAAGACUGUCACCAGCCGGAAGCAAUCUGUCAGCAGGGUUGAAGAGCUACGCACUGAAAGUCGACGUAGUUCCCUCGUCAAGACCGAGGAAAAGAUCACUAAAGACGGCUCUGCGACGCCUGAGAGACGUGUUUCCAUGCAACAGGUGGAGGAGGAAGUCAAAACCGAAAGUCGACGCUCUUCCAUCAUCGAAAAGAAGACAGUCGAAAAGAAGGUGGAACCAACUGCGAAACCCAAAGCUGUACUUGGCAAAAAAGAAGAACCCAAGGAUGAACCUCCUCCAAAAACGACAACUACUGUUAACAAGUCGAAUAAAACAGAGACUACCACAGAGAAGUCUAAGACCAUCACUAGAAAACAAGAAGACACAAAGGAGGAGGCGCCUGCUGAGAAAAUUAAACCUAUUGCUAAUAAACGGGAUGAACCGAAGAAAGAUGAGCCUGCUCCAAAACUAAAACCUACACCUACCAAACCUGAGGAAGCAAAGAAGGAAGAACCCACACUCAAACCUAAAGCCACAUUAAACAAGCCUGCCGAAACCAAGAAGGAUGAACCUCCGGCGAAACCUAGGUCUUCCAUCAGCAAACCUGAAGACCAAAAGAAUGGCGUGUCAGCCUUGAAAUCCACUGAGAAGGUGGCAGAAGUUAAGAAGGAUGAACUCGCGCCAAAACCAAAGAGUACCCUUGGUAAACCUGAAGAGCCCAAGAAGGAAGAAGGGCUAAGGAAACUAAGUCUGAAACCUGGCGCCAAGCCCGAGGAAGAGAAGAAGGGCCUGGAGAAACCUGAGCUCAAGCCUACGGAAACCGAAGCAGCCGUUGCCAAACCGAAAGUGCGUAGAAUAAUACCGAAAGAGGAGCCUAAAGUUGAGUCCUUCCAAUCGAUCCAGCUCAAACCCACUGUCAAAAAUGUGAAAGGGCCUCAAAAGGCGUCAGAAAAUGGUGUCGAACUUAAGAAAACUCCCGAAAAACUCGAGAAACAGGAGGCGAAGAAAGUAAAAGCCGCAAAGCCUACGAAGCCAAGUUACGACCUUCCUGAAAUCCCUGAUUACGAACGGCCAGUUCUUGAAAAACCACAAGAAUUCGAUUUCGGAGAACGUGCCAAACGCGAAAAGACCAAACUCGACAGACCCGCCUCACAGAAAAUCGAAUCGAAGCCAAAAUUGCCGGAAAUCAAGGCUCCAGAGACGCCGAAAAUCGAGGUGAUCAAGGAAGCCACGCCAGCCGGAAGCAGGAGGGGUUCCUUGGUGCCCGGAAGUGGGCCCGGAAGUCGCAGGGGGUCUCUUAUACCUCCGGAAGAACUGGGCCGUAGGCCCAGCUUGAUCAUCAGCGACGAGGAGAAUAGAAAGCUGCGACCUGGGGAGGUGGUGGACGAGCGCAAGAUUAAGUCCGUCCGCCCUGGCGUACUGCAGGUCGAACAGCGACGUCGUCUCAGCUCGGAUGCGAGGAGACCCAGCGUGGCAGAUCUGGAGAACAAGAUCAACCAACCCAGCACGCCUCUACAAAAUGUCGGACCACCAGGACCACCACAAAUCGUCGAUGUUCAGGAGUCUUACUCCGCAGUCGAAGACUCGACAGCCUACCUCACCGUUGGGGUCGAAGGUAAUCCCGCGCCGACCUUCAAGUUCUACAAAGGCAUGACCGAAAUCAUCGAAGGUGGUCGAUUCAAGUUCCUUACGGAUUCCGAGACCAAUUCGAUCACCCUCUGUAUGAGGAAGACGAAACCCAACGACGAGGGUACAUACAAGAUCGUCAUCAGCAACUGCCACGGCGAGGAUUCCGCCGAGAUGCAACUCUACGUUUCCGAUGCCAGUGGAAUGGACUUCCGUGCCAUGUUGAAGAAACGAAAAUACCAAAAGUGGGGCAGGGAAGAGACCGAGCAGGAGAAGGUAGACUUAAAGGAGGUCGAGAAACCAAUGCCGGCACUCAAGAAGGUUGAAAAGAAACCGGAGUCCUUCUUGAAACCUUUGGUUGACCAAUACGCCAAGGAGGGCAAAGACAAGAAAGUUGUCUUUGAUGCGAACUUCUCGAAGCCAAAUUGCAAGCCGAAAUGGUUCUUCCGCAAAGACGAACUCUUCGCAUCGGCCAAGUACAAGUUCAAGAACGAAGACGACUCCUACCAGCUCAUUAUUCUCAAUCCAAAAGUUGAAGACACUGGAAAAUACACCAUUGAUAUCAGUGGAGUCUCUAGCACUGCAAUCCUCAAUGUGGACGAGCCUGAUCCGUCGUACACUUUUACAAAGCCCCUCUCGAAGAAAUCGAGUGGAUUUGCAAAACACGAGGCCUACAUGGAAUGUACGGUUUCCUCGAAUUUGGCUCAAGUAUCCUGGUACAAAGGAAAAACCAAAUUGGAGGAUGGUGACGUGUACAGUAUAUCUAAGGAUAUAUCUGGAGUAUGCCGACUUACUAUUAAAUGCGCCACCUUUGACGACAGUGGCGAAUACACGUGCAAGAUCAACAAACAAACUGAGAAAACGGACACGGUCCUUACUAUAGUCGAGUAUCCUUACAAGUUUGUCAAGGUCCUGAAACACCAACAACAAGUUGAAAAGGAGACUAUCACGUUGCUGUGCGAACUUGACGAUGAAGCUGGCGAUGUUAAAUGGUACAAAGGAGAUCAAGAAAUAAUGCCAGAUAAAAGAAUACAAAUUAAGGAGGAUGGUCGCAAGAGGAAGCUGAUCAUCAAGGAUGCAAAAGUCACAGAUGCUGGCCUCUUCUCUUGCGUGAGCAACGCCGACAAGACAGAAGCCGAACUAGUGAUAAGCUACUUGAACCGCUUCAACAAGAAGCUGAAAGAUACCGUCGCGGUGGAAAGAGAAAAGUUGGUCCUGGACGUCGAGCUUCAAGAUCAAACGGCUCCUGCAAAUUGGUUCUUCAACGGGAAACCUAUCGAAACAAAUGACAGGAUUGAAAUAAAAAAUCUCGGCGGUGGUAAACAUCAGCUGGUCUUUAACCGCCUGGAAAUGUCGGACGAUGGGGAGAUUACUUGCGAAAGUGGAGAACUUAACAGCUCCUGCAAGUUAACAGUUAAAAAGGGAGAGAGCAAGCCUAUUGCCGAGAUACCAGACAAGGUUGAAGGACCUUGCAGUUCUCCGAUCGUAUUUGUUAUUCCCUUCAAAAUCGAGGGCACCAAGCAGAGUCAGGUAGAAGCCAAGUUAUUGAAGGAUGGUAAGGCUCUGCCAUUGAAGGAUGUCGAAGUCGUCGUGGGCGAGGAUAAGAUCACAUUUAAGAUCAAGAAACCACAACGUGACCUGUCCGGCAUUUAUCAACUGAAAAUUGGCAAUGCUCAGGGCGAAGAAGUCGCAGACGUCAACAUUGUCAUGCAGGAUGUUCCAUCUCCACCUCAAGAUGUCGACGUUACCGACGUCUUCCAGAAUUCUUGCGUGGUGAAGUUCAAGCCAUCAAAGGAUGACGGUGGCUCGCCAAUCACCAAAUACGUCGUCGAACGAUUGGAUUUGAGUUUGAAAUCCCAAUGGGACAGUGUUGGCGAGGUGAUGCCAGGAGAAAAAUGCGUCUACAAGGUGGAGGAUCUCGUUGCUAAGAAAGAGUACAAGUUCAGGAUACGAGCUGUCAAUAAGCUCGGCUCCAGCGAGCCCGCACUCUUCGCCAAGCCCAUCCUGGCGAAAGAUCCUUGGGACGAACCCGGGAAACCUAGCAACGUCGAGGUCGUCGACUGGGACAAGGACCACGCGGACCUGACCUGGGUCAAGCCCGAAGACGACGGUGGAGCACCGAUCACAGGAUACAUCAUCGAGUACAAGGAGAAAUUCGGCAAGGAGUGGGUCAAAGGAAAAGAAAUCGAAGGGGACGUCACCGGUGCGACUAUCGACGGCCUAAAAGAAGGCACUCAAUACGAAUUCCGUAUUCGAGCUGUCAACAAGGCGGGACCUGGAGAACCUUCGGACGCAACCAAACCGAUCAUUGCCAAAUCUCGCUUCGUGAAGCCUUUCAUCAUUGGAGAGCAAUUAACGAACCUGGUCGUCAAGAAAGGACAGGUCAUCAAGUACGACAUCAAGUACGGCGGUGAACCAGAACCAGAAGUCCAUUGGUUCCUCAGUGGUAAAGAACUGGUUCAAGAUUCAGCGGAAAGGCUCACCAUCGACAAAUACGAGCGCAAUACCGUCCUGACCGUCAGAAAGACCACCAGACCAGAUUCUGGAAAGUAUAAGCUCGUUUUGACAAACGGAUCCGGCACUUGCGAGAGCAUCGCCGAUGUUGUUGUCCUCGACAAGCCUUCCAUUCCGCUUGGACCUCUAAAGGCCGAAGAAGUCCGCUCGGACCACGUGACCGUGAAAUGGGGCAGACCAGAAGACGACGGAGGUUCCGCUAUUACCGGAUAUGUCCUGGAAAAAAUGGAUAUGGACACCGGACGCUGGAUACCAGCUGGAGAAGUUGGUCCAGACAAAAAUACGUUUACCUUCCAAGGGCUUACUCCCAAGAAGAAGUAUAAAUUCCGCGUUAAGGCCGUUAAUAAGGAAGGAGAGUCGGAACCUUUGGAGACCGAAGAGGGCAUAGUCGCCAAAAAUCCUUACGACGAACCUGGCAAGCCUGGUAAACCGGAGAUUUUCGAUUACGACAAUGUCAGCGUGUCCCUGAAAUGGGCUAAACCGGAGAACGAUGGUGGCAGACCCAUUAGCCACUAUGUCAUCGAAAUGAAGGACAAAUUUUCUGCGGAUUGGGUCGAGGUCUCGAAAACCACCGAUGCGACUCCGGAGGGAAAGGUCGAAGGCCUCAAGGAAAAAAUGAUUUAUCAAUUCCGCGUUCGAGCUGUCAACAAAGCUGGACUUUCCGAGCCUAGCGAACCUACCGACAAUCAUUUGUGCAAGCACAAGAAUCUUAAACCCAGGAUUGAUCGGACGAACUUUAAGUCUAUUGUCAUCAAGUCCGGACGUACGCACAAGUGGUCUGUAGACAUAACCGGAGAACCUCCUCCAGAGAUCAAAUGGGUCUGGAAGGACACCAUCCCGUUGUCAUCCACGGAUAGAAUUAAGAUCGAGAAUAUCGAUUAUCACACAGACUUCAGCAUAGUAAACGCCAUGAGAAAGGACACCGGAAAGUAUACCCUAAUAGCGGAGAACUGCAACGGCAAAGACGAAGAAUCCGUCGAACUUACCGUUCUCGGGAAACCAAGCCCACCCAAAGGUCCCCUCGAAGUGUCCGACAUCACAGCAACAAGUGCCAAAGUCAAAUGGGAAAAGCCAGAGGAUGACGGCGGCUGCCCCAUCAAGGAAUACGAGAUUGAGAAAAUGGACACCAAGACUGGAAAGUGGGUUCGCGUGGGCAAAGUGCCCGGAAACGCUCCCAACACCGAAUUAGAAGUUACAGGACUUAAUCCAGGAAGCGAGUACAAGUUCCGCGUUACAGCCAUCAACGACGAAGGCGACUCCGAGCCUCUCGAGAGCGAACGCGGAAUCAUCGCUAAGAAUCCAUUUGACGAGCCCUUGAAGCCUGGUACCCCAGAGAUCACGGAUUACGACAACGAGUCCGUAAGUCUGAAAUGGACCGCACCCGAGCACGAUGGAGGAGCUCCGAUAGAGAAGUACAUAAUCGAAAAGAAGGAUAAAUACAAACCCGAUUGGGAGAAAGCAAUAGAAGUCCCUGGAAAUCAGCUGGAGGGUAAAGUCGCAGGCCUGAAGGAAAGAGGAGAGUAUCAAUUCAGGGUAAUCGCCGUGAACAAGGCUGGACCUUCGGUACCUUCGGAUGCCUCGAAAAUGCAGAUCUGUAAACACAAAGCACUGAAGCCCAGAAUCGAUCGAACGAACCUGAAGCCAAUUAUCGUGCGCGCUGGAAAGCCGAUUAAGUACGAUGUGGAUGUCCGAGGUGAACCACCGCCAGAGAUCACAUGGUUCAUCGGAAAAACCGAGGUCAAGACAGGUGGAAACAUCGAAAUAGUCAAUGUCGACUAUAACACCAAAAUCAGCGUGACCGACUCCAUCAGGAAGAACAGCGGACUUUGGAAGAUCUUGGCUGUGAAUCCACAUGGCCAGGAUGAAGCCGAAGUAGAAGUCACCGUGCUCUCUGUACCAAGCAAACCCACGGCCCCGCUUAAGGUCAGCGAUAUUACGAAGAACAGUUGCAAGCUGAAAUGGGAAAAGCCAGAAGACGAUGGUGGAAGACCGAUCACCGGGUACCAGGUUGAGAAGUUGGAUAAGUCCACUGGUCGAUGGGUUCCCGUGGGACGAACAAACGAGCUCGAGAUAGACGUUAAGGGACUCCAAGAAGGCCACGAGUACGACUUCAGGGUCAAGGCCAUUAACGAGGAAGGAGAGUCCGAACCUCUUCAAACGGACGUUCCUAUCGUGGCCAAGAAUCCUUAUGACGUGGCUGGCAAGCCAGGCACUCCGGAACUCGAAGACUGGGACGUCGAUCGCGUCGACUUGAAAUGGCAGCCGCCAAAGGACAACGGCGGAGCUCCCAUAACCGGCUACAUAAUCGAGAAGAAGGAGAAAUUCCAAACUCACUGGGAGGAAGCUUUGGUUACGGAUUCCCCUCAGCCGAAAGCCCGAGUUCCAGGGCUCAAGGAAGGCUGCACGUAUCAAUUCCGCGUCCGUGCCGUUAACAAAGCUGGACCCUCCGAGCCCAGCGAACCAACCAAACCGCACGUCGCAAAGGCCCGCUUCCUUAAGCCGCACAUUAAUCGCGACAAGCUGCAGACCGUGAAAGUCAGGGCAGGUCAGCUGGUGAAGCUCGACGUGGACGUGAAGGGAGAACCACCUCCAACCACCACGUGGAGUUUCGCCGGUAAAGUCCUCGAGACCGGUGCCAAUGUUAAAAUCGACAACGAGGACUACCUGACGAAGAUUCAGCUGACGAACACGUCUCGCAAGAUGACCGGGAAAUACACGAUCAAGGCCGUGAACGACUCUGGCCAGGACGAGGCCGACGUUGAGAUCAUCGUGCUUGACAAACCUGGCAAGCCCGAAGGACCUCUCGAAGUGAGCGACGUGCACAAGGAGGGCUGCAAAUUGAAAUGGAGCAAACCCAAAGACGACGGUGGCUUGCCAUUGACGAGCUACAUCGUUGAAAAAAUGGAUGUCACAACAGGUCGUUGGGUCCCAGCCGGAAUUGUUGACCCCGAGAAAACCGAACACACUAUCACGGGUUUGGAACCUGGAAAGAAGUACGAAUUCCGAGUGAAGGCUGUCAACGAAGAGGGCGAAUCCGAGCCGCUGCAGACCGACACCGCCAUUGUGGCCAAGAAUCCCUACGACGUCCCUGCCGCCCCGGGUCUCCCGGAGAUAGUCGACUGGUCGGAGAACAUGGUGAAGCUGAAGUGGGAGCCUCCCAUAAGAGAUGGCGGCGCCCCGAUUACAGGGUACAUCAUUGAAAUGAAAGACAAAUUCGGCAAGAGCUUUGUCAAGGCUGUGCAAACCGAUGGACCCGCUUGUACCGGAGUGGUCCAAAAGUUGGAAGAAGGUAACCAGUACCAGUUCCGGGUACGAGCCGUGAACAAAGCUGGUCCUGGUGAACCCAGCGAAGCCACCAACCCCCACACCGCUAAGGCUCGAUGGUUGAAACCGUACAUCGACCGAACCAAUCUGCAACCCGUGACUGUCAAGGUCGGCUUGACGGUGAGCUUGGAUGUGAACAUCAUCGGUGAACCUCCUCCAACGGUGCAAUGGUUCUUCAAGGACAAGGAAUUAUCAUCCGACGAGAUAAUUCGCAUCGAUAGCAUCGACUACAACACGAAGUUCUUGAUUCUGAAGGCGAAGCGAGCCCACUCGGGAACUUACAAGAUCAAGGCGAAGAACGAGGUCGGCGAAGAUACCGCCGAGGUCGAUAUCACGAUUCUGGGCAAACCGAGCAAACCUAAGGGUCCUCUCGAAGUGUCGGACGUCACCAAGCACGGAUGUAAACUGAAGUGGAAGAAGCCAGAGGACGACGGCGGUACCCCGGUAGAGUAUUACGAGAUUGAGAAAUUAGAUCCUUUGUCGGGGCAAUGGAUACCUUGUGGAAGGUCCACGGAACCGGAAGCCAACAUCACCGGACUUCUGGAAGGCAAGCCAUACAAAUUCCGGGUGAAGGCGGUGAACAAAGAAGGGGAAUCCGAAGAGCUGGAAGCCGACAAGUCCAUCAUCGCCAAAAAUCCAUUCGAUGAGCCCGGCAAGCCUGGACGUCCCGAGCUCAAGAACUGGGACAAAGAUUUCGUUGAUUUGGAAUGGACUCCUCCCAGAGACGACGGAGGUGCUCCGAUCGAAAGAUACAUCGUCCAAAUGCGAGACAAAGAAGGAAGACAAUGGAUCGAUGUCGCCAGGGUCCCCGGGGAUCGUACAGUUGCCAAAGUGGUCGAUGGUAUCGAAGAAGGCCACGAAUACGAGUUCCGAAUUGUUGCGGUAAACAGAGCUGGUCCUGGAGAACCUAGCGACACUUCAAGAAGUGUCGUAGCGAAACCACGUUUCCUGGCUCCUCACAUCGACCGGAAGAACCUGCAGAAGAAGGUCAUGCGUGUCGGACAAAUGCUGCGAAUGGAGGCUGACAUUAAGGGCGAGCCACCUCCAAUUGUCACCUGGAAACACAAAAAUCUGGUCCUGAAGUCAGUGGACCGCUUGAAGAUCGAAAACGAGGAGUACCACACUACGUUCGUCCUCAGCAAACUCCAACGUUCCGACACCGGAACUUACACGGUCACUGCCAAAAAUGACAGUGGCACCGAUGAAGUUGAAGUGGAACUCCAGGUUGUCAGUAAACCGAGCAAACCGAAAGGACCUUUGGACGUAUCCGACGUGACAGCUGAAGGAUGCAAACUGAAAUGGGACAAACCCGAUGACGACGGUGGUGAACCUGUUGAUCAUUACGUGAUCGAGCGGAUGGACACGGACACAGGAAGAUGGGUACCUUGUGGAACGAGCAAAACUCCUGAAGCCGAUGUGACCGGAUUGAACGAAGGAAAAGAUUACCUAUUCCGCGUAAAGGCUGUCAAUCCUGAAGGAGAGUCAGAGCCAUUGGAGACAACCAUACCGAUAACUGCCAAGAACCCAUACAGUGAGCCGGAUGCACCUGGCAAGCCGCAAUUUAAGGACUGGGACAAGAGUCACGUCGACCUGAAAUGGACUCCUCCAAGGAACGACGGUGGAGCACCGAUAGAAAAGUACAUAAUCGAGAAGAAAGAUCAGUACGGAAAAUGGCAGAAGGCUGCAGAAGUGCCAGGGAACAAGACCGAAGGCAAAGUCGGAGACCUGGUCGAAGGCCAGAAGUACCAAUUCAGAGUGAAAGCAGUCAACAAGGGAGGCCAGAGCAAGCCUAGCGAGCCUAGUGACACCUUGAUAGCCAAAGAUAGACACGCUCCGCCAAAGAUUGACCGUAGUUCUCUGAAGGACUUAACGAUCAAAGCAGGGAACCACAUUCGCCUCGAUGUCAAAGUCACCGGCGAGCCGCCUCCAACGAAGACUUGGUUCUUAAACAAAGCCAAGCUGGAAUCACAAAAUGGUCUGACCAUCGAGCUGGAAGAUUACAAGACGAAAUUCGUCGUGGCAUCUGCUACCAGGGCCCACUGUGGUACCUUGACUCUGAAAGCCGAGAACGACUCCGGCAGGGACGAGGCCUCCAUCGAGAUUCUGGUCUUAGACAAACCGGGCAAACCGGAGGGCCCGCUGAAAGUGUCCGACGUGCACAAGGAAGGGUGCACCUUGAAAUGGAACCCUCCACUAGACGAUGGUGGUGUUCCCAUUGAACAUUACAUGGUCGAGAAAAUGGACACGGAGUCUGGUCGAUGGAUCCCAGUGGGGCGAACGAAGGAACCCAACAUGGAGAUAGAAAACUUGGUACCAGGGCAGGAGUACAUGUUCAGGGUCUCCGCUGUCAAUGCCGAAGGAGAGUCCGAACCUCUGGAGACUGACCACGGAAUUAUUGCAAAGAAUCCAUUUGAUGAACCCGGUCCUCCUGGUCGUCCAGAAGCCACGGAUUGGGACAAGGACCAUGUGGACCUUAGAUGGUCCGCACCCCAGAAGGAUGGUGGAUCUCCAAUCACUGGGUACAUCAUUGAAAAACGUGAAAAAGGCUCUCCAAAAUGGAUCAAAGCUGCGGAGACCAGCGGUCCGGAGUGCAAAGGUCGUGCCGAUAAUCUGGACGAAGGAGUCGAAUACGAAUUCCGAGUCAAGGCUAUAAACGCUGCUGGGCCUGGUGAACCUUCAGAAGUUAGCAAGCCCAUCGUUGCUAAAUGCCGAAGAUUGGCGCCGAAAAUCGACAGAAGAAACCUGUGGGAUCUGACGGUAAAGGAAGGUGAACUGAUCCACUUUGAUGUGAAAGUGGCAGGAGAACCGCCACCAGACGUAACAUGGACGCUGAACAACAAGAGCAUCAGCCAGACCACGUACCGCAGAGUGGAGAACGUCCCCUACAACACCAAAUUCUACAAUGAAAAGCCGGAACGCAAAGAUUCCGGAAUGUACAAAAUUACGGCCGUGAACCAGUACGGAUCCGACACCGCUGAGGUGGAGAUCACCGUUGUCUCAAAGCCUGGCAAACCGGAAGGCCCGCUUGAGGUAUCCGACGUACACAAAGAAGGCUGCACUCUGAAAUGGAAGAAACCGAAAGACGACGGUGGCGAACCAAUUGAAGGGUACCUCGUGGAGAAGUUUGACCCUGAGACCGGAGUCUGGAUCCCAGUUGGUAAAACCACUGGUCCAGAAAUGAAGGUCGAUGGACUGACGCCUGGACACGAGUACAAAUUCCGCGUGAAAGCCCUCAACAAAGAAGGGGAAUCCGAACCAUUGGAAACAUUUGGUUCCAUCAUUGCCAAAGACCCCUUCACCGUUCCUUCACCUCCUGGUGCACCAGAACCCGUCGACUGGACCGCAAACCAGGUCGACCUCGUUUGGAAGGAGCCUGUUAGCGAUGGUGGUGCACCAAUCACUGGAUACAUUAUCGAGAAAAAGGACAAAUACAGUACCAUGUGGGAAAAGGCUCUGGAGACCAACACACCGAUUCCCAAAGCUCUGGUUCAAGGUCUCGUGGAAGGUAACGAGUACCAAUUCAGGGUGAUCGCCAUCAACAAGGCCGGCCAAUCGGAACCUGGCGAGGUCAGCAAAACGUUCACGGCGAAGCCACGAUUCCUGGCUCCAAAGAUCGACAGAAGAAAUCUACGAGACAUCACGUUAUCUGCCGGCUCGACCCUGAAAUUCGAUGCCAACGUCAUUGGAGAACCUCCUCCACACAUCGAAUGGCGUUGCGGUGCCAUACCCCUGCAUCCUAGUAGGACCGUACAAAUUGACAACUCGGAUUACAACACCAAGCUUAGCAUCCGUCCCGUGGCACGAGGAGACAGUGGAGAAUACACCGUCACCGCCAGCAAUAGUUCCGGCAAGGACCAAGUCAACAUACAAGUCACGGUUACCGACAAGCCCACGCCACCGGAAGGACCUCUCCAGGUGUCCGACGUCCACAAGGAAGGAUGCAAACUGAAGUGGAAACGACCUCUCGACGACGGUGGCACUCCCGUCGAGUACUACCAGGUGGACAAAAUGGACCCAGAAACCGGAUGCUGGGUUCCCUGUGGGCGAUCCACCGAGCCGAAUAUCGAGGUGACUGGUUUGACACCUGGCAAGGAAUACAUGUUCCGCGUGGCUGCUGUCAAUGCCGAAGGCGAGUCGGAGCCACUGGCCACCGAUUACGCGAUCCUCGCUAAGAAUCCAUUCGACGAGCCUGGAAAGCCAGGAGACCUGAGGGCUACCGACUGGGACAAGGACCACGUAGACCUGAAAUGGACUCCACCCGCGAGCGAUGGAGGUUCUCCAAUCGUGGGCUACAUCAUCGAAAAGAAGGACAAAUACGGCGAAUGGGAGAAGGCUUUGGAGGUCCCGGCAGACCUGACCUUCGCGACGGUCCCGGAUUUGAUCGAAGGCCAACCUUACGAGUUCCGGGUACGAGCCGUGAACAAAGCUGGUCCUGGAGAACCGUCCGACCCGACACCGACGAUCAUCGCGAAACCACGCAACCUCGCGCCGAAGAUCGACCGCACGAAUUUGGUGGAAGUCAGGGUCAAGGCAGGUCAGAACUUCGGUUUCGACGUCAAGGUUAUUGGAGAACCACCUCCAACGACGAAGUGGAUCCUUGGCAGCCGAGAACUCUGGCCAACCGACAGGAUCAAGAUCAAGCACGUGGAGUACAACACGAGCCUCCACGUUCGCAUGGCUACCAGAGCGGAGUCUGGGAAAUACACCGUCACAGCUGAGAAUGCCAAUGGAAAGGACGUCGCUUACGUGAACGUGAUAGUCUUGGACAAGCCAAGUCCUCCUCAGGGUCCUCUGAAAGUAUCCGACGUCCACGCCGAGGGCUGCAAACUGGCCUGGAAGGCUCCCGAGGACGAUGGAGGCCAACCCAUCGAAAAGUACGUCGUGGAAAAGCUUGACGAAGCCACGGGAAGAUGGGUACCAGCUGGCGAAACCGAUGGACCCGAGACUUCCUUGAAAGUCGAGGGACUCGUUCCUGGCCACAAGUACAAAUUCAGAGUGCGUGCCGUCAAUAAACAGGGCAAAUCCGAACCCCUCACUGCUGCUCAGAGCAUCGAAGCCAAGAAUCCUUUCGACGAGCCGGGAAAGCCUGGAACUCCCGAGAUCAAGGACUACGAUUCGGACUUUGUCGAGCUGCAGUGGGACAGACCGAUGGAAGAUGGAGGGUCACCGGUCACGGGAUACAUUAUCGAGAAGCGUGACAAAUAUAGCCCUACGUGGGAAAAAUGUGCCGAAGUCGAAGGCGAUGUCAAUCGCGGCAGGGUAAACGAUCUCGUUGAAGGAACGCAGUACGAGUUCCGGGUGAGGGCCGUUAACAAGGCUGGACCUGGUGAACCAUCCGAUGCCACCAAGCCCCACGUUGCUCGACCGAAGAACCUGGCUCCGAAAAUUGACCGCAAAUACAUGCUGGACGUCAAAGUCCGCGCUGGAGGCUUCUUCGACUUCGACGUACCGGUUAUCGGUGAACCUCCUCCAAAGAAGGAAUGGUCUCUGAAGGGUGAAACGGUCAGCUCAAGUGACCGCAUCAAGAUCACUAACGAGGAUUACAACACCAAAGUCCGUAUAAUAGAGGCCAAGCGUUCCGAUUCCGGAGUUUACACCUUGACGGCCAAGAACGCCAACGGCAAGGACUCGGCCACUCUGACGGUGACGGUCCUGGACGUACCAUCUCCGCCAGAAGGACCUCUCAAGAUCGACAACGUCACCAAGAGUGGAUGCAACCUGGCCUGGAGGCCACCAAAGGACGACGGCGGUUCGGAGAUCCAAUAUUACAUCGUGGAGAAGAUGGACAACGAGAGUAUGCGCUGGGUACCAGUUGCCGAAGCAACGACCACCAACGCUCGAGUGGAUCACCUGAUCGAAGGUCACGACUACAACUUCAGGGUCCGAGCGGUCAAUAAGCAGGGCGAGUCUGCACCUUUGACUGGUCUGGAGACCAUCACUGCUAAGGACCCAUAUGCCAAACCUGAGAAACCUGGCACGCCUGUUGCCACCGACUGGGAUAAGGACCACGUCGACCUGGAAUGGGCACCACCAAAGAGGGACGGAGGGUCGCCGAUCACCAGCUAUAUUAUUGAAAAGAGACCACGAUUCGGACAGUGGGAGAAAGCGGUCGAGAUCCCGGGGAACAAGACCCAGGGCACGGUACCGGACCUCGUGGAAGGCCAGGAGUACGAAUUCAGGGUCAUCGCCGUGAACAAGGGCGGGCCAGGGGAACCCUCUGACGCGUCUGCACCAGUCGUCGCCAAAGCUAGAUUCUGUGCUCCCAAGUUCGACAAGACCUUGUUACGGGAUCUGGUGGUGCGCGCUGGACAGAAGAUCAACUAUAAUAUCCCCAUAGAGGCUUCCCCGAAGCCGGUGGCUAAAUGGACCAUCGACGGUGUGCCUGUCGAAGCAGACACGCGUCAUGAGAUUUAUACAACCAAACUGGAAACCGUUUUCGAAAUUCCCUUCUCCGUUCGAUCGGAUUCGGGGCGAUACACGCUUACGUUGGAAAAUGAACUCGGAAGCUGCAGUGCCAGCGCCAUUGUGACGGUUCUGGAUAAGCCUGCUCCUCCGGAGAAACCUUUGGAUGUCACCGGUAUCACGAAAGACAGUUGUCACUUGACCUGGCGACCUCCUCUCGACGACGGCGGAAGUCCGAUUCUUCAUUACAUCAUCGAGAAGAUGGACGUCUCUCGUGGCACUUGGACAGAUGCUGGGAUGAGCAUAAUAUUAAGUCACGAAGUCACACGUCUUACUCAUCGAAAGGAGUACCUCUUCAGGGUUAAGGCGGUGAACAACGUCGGGGAGUCGGAACCUCUGGAGACCGCCAAAAGCAUCAUCGCCAAGAAUGAAUAUGAUGAGCCAGAUGCACCUGGAAAGCCACAUAUUAUGGACUGGGACAGGGACCACGUGGACCUGCAAUGGCCAGCACCAAAGAGCGAUGGCGGGUCGCCACUCACAGGAUACAUCAUCCAAAAGAAGGAGAAGGGCAGUCCUUACUGGAUCAACGCCGUCCACGUUCCACCAAACCAGACCAGUGCUACAGUCCCAGAUUUGACAGAAGGCCAGGAAUACGAAUUCCGAGUGAUCGCCGUCAACGCCGCGGGACAAUCUGAGCCCUCCGAGCCCAGUGACUUGGUCACGGCCAAGGCUCGCUAUCUGGCCCCGAAGAUCAAGACUCCUCUGCAAGACAUCCGCAUCAAGGCAGGUCUGAUCUUCCACGUGGACAUAGACUUCGUUGGAGAACCCACGCCGGAAGUCACUUGGACGUUAGGAAGCAAAGAAUUGGUCACAGACGCGAGGACCACGAUAACCUCCAUAGGCUACCACACAAUUGUCCACAAAGUCAAUGCGAAGAGGUCCGACUCUGGACUAUACCACUUGUUGCUGAAGAACAGCAGUGGCAUAGACGAGGGAAGCUUCCAGCUGAUCGUCCUGGACAGGCCAGGGCCUCCCGAAGGACCUCUGGAGUACGAAGAGAUCACGAGCCAGUCCGUCACCUUGUCCUGGAAACCACCAAAGGACAACGGUGGUAGCGAGAUCACUGGGUACGUUAUCGAGAAACGCGAUCUGACCCACGGCGGUGGUUGGGUACCAGCAGUGACCUAUAUCAACCCCAAAUACAACCAUGCCACGGUCCCACGCUUGUUGGAGGGCACCAAGUACGAAUUCCGCGUUUGCGCUGAAAAUCUUCAGGGUAGAUCCGAUCCGCUCAACACGGAUCGGGCUGUCGUCGCCAAGAACCAGUUUGUGGUUCCUGGCCAGCCUGGCAAGCCCGAAUGCGUCGAUGCUGCGAAGGAUCACAUCAAGAUCAAGUGGACGCCACCCAUCAGCAACGGAGGGUCUCCAAUCAUCGGCUACGAGGUGGAACGACGCGACAGAGCAACCGGUCGCUGGAUAAAGGUUUCCAAAGAGCCUGUUAGAGGUACGGAGUAUUACGACGACCACGUAACCGAGGGUCACCAGUACGAGUACCGAGUGUCCGCUGUAAACGCUGCCGGAGCUGGCAAGCCUAGCGAGACCUCGGCCGUCUUCACGGCUAAGCCGAUGAAGGAGAAGCCCAAGCUCUACUUGGAUGCUCUCAUCGGGCGCAAACUGAAAGUCAGAGCUGGAGAACCGAUCAAGAUCAACAUCCCUCUUUCUGGAGCACCCACGCCGACCGUUGUAUGGGCCAGGAACAACGUUCCCUUGUCGGAGUCCCAUCGUCUAUCCACCGAGACCAAGAGCGAUCACACGUUGCUGCUGAUCGAGAAGUCCGUCCGGGAGGACGGUGGGAAAUACACGAUUACAGCAACUAAUGACUACGGCAAAGACUCGGCAGACAUCGAGGUUUCCGUCGUGGACAAGCCUGAACCACCCGUGGGACCCCUUCAUUAUUCCGGUACCACUCAGGAAACGGUUUCCCUUAUGUGGAACCCACCAUCCGACGAUGGCGGAUCCGACAUCACCAACUACAUCGUCGAGGUCUGCGAUGCCGGCAGCGACAAUUGGCGACAGGUACCUGGAUAUUGUCCAACUACCAACUUUACGGCCAAAGGCCUCAUCGAGGGCAGGAGGUACAUCUUCCGAGUACGGGCGGAGAACAUGUACGGAGUUUCCGAGCCCCUGGACGGCAAACCCGUCGUGGCGAAGAGUCCUUUCGAUCCUCCGGAUGCUCCGAGCCAACCGGAGAUCCUUGGAUACACCCCCAACAGCUGCAGCCUUGCCUGGAAUCCUCCCAUCAACUCCGGAGGAAGACCGGUCACUGGCUACUAUGUGGAACGGCGUGAGCGUGGUGGCGAGUGGCUGAAGGUGAACAACUAUCCAACACCCAACACAUCCUUCACCGUCCAAGAUCUACACGAGGGAUCUCGCUACGAAUUUAGAGUCAUCGCCGUGAACGAAGCUGGACCUGGAAAACCCAGCAAACCCACCGAACCCAUCACUGCUGGGCACCAGCGACUACCACCCGAUGCUCCGGAACCACCGAAACCGGACCGCAUUACCAAGGACUCGGUGACCCUGUCCUGGAGGCCACCAAGAAACGACGGUGGAGCCAAGAUCAGGGGAUACCACAUCCAGAAGAAGGCCAAGGGCGACUCCGAUUGGUCCGAUGUCACCAUAACACCCGUUCCCGCAAACGUCUACACCGUUCCAAGACUAACGGAAGGCGAAGAGUACCAAUUCCGGGUAAUAGCCGUCAACGAUGUCGGCAAUAGCAACCCCAGUCGACCAAGCAACCCCAUCGUCAUCGAGGAACAGCCCAACAAGCCUGUUAUGGACUUGGGAGGUGUACGCGACAUUACUGUCAGAGCCGGAGAAGACUUCAGCAUCCACGUGCCAUACAUUGGAUUCCCCAAACCUACAGCAACGUGGUUCGCCAAUGACGUCAUCAAGGACGAAACGGACCCUCGUGUGCACCAACAGCUGGCUGAUGAUUACGCUAGUCUAGUGGUAAAGAACUCAAGGCGCUCGGAUGGAGGCCAGUACAGAUUACAACUGCGUAAUCCUUCCGGGUUCGAUACGGCUACCAUCAAUGUCCGUGUUCUGGACCGUCCUAGGCCACCAGAAAAUCUUCGUGCUGAUGAGUUUGCAGGCGACGCCCUGACCUUGUACUGGAGCCCGCCCAAAGACAACGGAGGCGCAGAGAUCACCAACUAUGUCGUUGAAAAACGCGAACCAAGGCAACCAACUUGGUCAAAGGUCAGCGGAUAUGUGACGACUCCCUUCGUACGUGUCCGAAACUUAACCAUCGGCAGCCUGUACGAAUUCCGCGUCAUGGCGGAAAAUCAAUACGGAACCUCCGAUCCAGCUAUCACAAUUGAUCCGAUCAAGGCGAGACAUCCAUUCGAUCCUCCAGGAGCUCCUGGAGUACCUCGCGGAGUUGAAACCUCCGAGGACAGCAUCACCAUCACGUGGACCAAGCCUCGCCAUGACGGAGGUUCACCUAUCACGGGAUACGUAAUCGAGAAACGUCUUAUCAGUGAAGACAAGUGGGUGAAAGCCACCCCUGCUCAUGUGCUGGACACUACCUACAGGGUCACUGGUCUCAUUGAAAACCAUGAUUACGAAUUCCGAGUGGCAGCUGUUAAUGCAGCUGGCCAAGGACCCUGGAGUGCCAGCUCCGACGCCAUUCGAGCUUCUGCACCUACUUCUGCUCCAAAGAUUACCAGCGACCUUAGCAUCCGAGACAUGACUGUCAUCGCUGGAGAGCCAUUUACCAUCACUGUGCCGUACACGGCUAAUCCGAAACCGAAACCGAGCUGGUCCAUCAACGGGGAAGAGGUCAUCACUGAUGACAGAAUCAAGUUCGACACCACUGAUGUUGCUUCCCAGUUCAUCAACAAGAAGGCAAAGAGAAGCGACACAGGAAAUUAUACGAUUUAUCUGUCCAACAAUGUUGGCACAGACUCUGCCUCCUGCAAGGUCCUGGUUGUCGAUAAACCAUCGCCUCCUCUUGGUCCCCUGGACAUUUCGGACAUCACCCCGGAGACCUGCACUCUUUCCUGGAGACCACCAUUCGAUGAUGGUGGUUCGCCGAUCACGAACUACAUCGUGGAGAAGUUGGACCCUGCUGGUAUCUGGGUGAAGUUGAGCAGUUUCGCUAGGAACACGCACUAUGACGUGAUAGGUCUGGAACCGAACCGCAAGUACAACUUCCGAGUCCGAGCGGAGAAUCAGUAUGGCAUUUCGGAUGCCCUGGAAGCGGACGAACCAAUAAUGGCUAAGUUCCCAUUCACGGUCCCGGAUGCACCGGGUCAGCCUCGAGUGACGGACUGGGACAUGACCAGCAUCACCAUGAUUUGGGCUCGACCAAGAUCGGACGGUGGUUCCCGAAUACAAGGCUACCAGAUCGAAUUCCGCGACGUCGCUGAUGGACAGUGGCGAGUUGCCAAUGAUUAUCUGGUCAAAGAUACGACGUUCAACUGUUACAAUCUUCUAAGUGGCAGCGAGUAUGAGUUCAGGAUACGCGCCAAGAACGCAGCUGGAUUCAGCAAACCGAGCCCGCCGUCCUCACCGUUCAAGCUAAAGAGCAAGUUCAACGUUCCGUCUCCACCUGGAACACCGCAAGUGGUCAAGGUGGGCAAGAACUACGUGGACCUGAAGUGGGAGCCUCCGGUUUCGGACGGUGGAAGCCGCAUUACAGGAUACAUUAUAGAAAAGAGGGAGCUGGGAGGAGCUCUCUGGGUGAAAUGCAACGACUAUAACGUCAUGGACUGCGAGUACACCGUUCUGUACCUUGUCGAACGUGGGGACUAUGAGUUCAGGAUAUUUGCCGUGAACGCCGCUGGACGUUCCGACCCAAGCUCCUGCACGAUGCCAGUCAAGAUCUGCGAGGUGGAAGGCGGGGUACAGCCAGAAUUCGUAAGGCCACUGGCUCUGACACAAGGAGUUCCUCUCGGCAAGAUUCACGUCUUCGAGUGCGAAGCUAUCGGUAAACCCAUUCCGACCCCGAGGUGGUUAAAGAACGGGCGCGAGAUCAACAUCGGCGGUCGAUUCAGGACGGAACAAAUGGACGGCAUCUUCAGGCUCGUCAUCACCGAGGUCUGGGAAGCCGAUGACGGGGAUUACAGCUGCCAAGCCUCCAAUCCCCUGGGCACGGCCACUACCACGGCCAGGCUGAAGAUCGGAGCACCACCACGCAUAGAACGUAUCCCUGAUGACCUGUACCUCCCAGAAGGCGACAACACCAAGAUCAAGAUCUACUACAGUGGAGACCAACCCAUGGAUGUGACUUUGAGCAAAGAUGGCCGCCAGAUCGUGGAGUCCACCCAUAUCAAGUACACCGUCUUCGACGAGUAUUUGAUUAUCUUUAUCAAGGACGUUGUCAAAGACGACGGAGGGGUCUACUCCUUGUCGAUCAAGAACGACAGCGGUAGUGUCAGUGCAUCGUUCAACGUCUACAUCACCGGACUUCCGGGACCACCCACGGGACCGUUGGAAGUGUCGGACAUAGACAGACACACGUGCACUCUGCACUGGCAUCCACCAAAAUACGACGGUGGUCUGCGCGUCACCCACUACGUAGUAGAGAGGCGCGACAUCAGCCACACUCACUGGAUAACGGUGUCCUCCUUCUGCAGAGAGACCACCUUCGUGGUGCAGGGUCUGACGGAGGGCCAGGAGUACCUGUUCAGGGUUAUGGCCACCAACGAAAACGGCAUGGGACCGCCCCUGGAGGGAACCAACCCCAUCAAGGCCAAGGCUCCGUUCGAUCCACCUGGACCCCCCGGAAAGCCGAAAGUCAUCGAGGUGGGAGGCGACUUCGUCAAUCUCUCCUGGGACAAACCGGAAAGCGAUGGAGGCGCUCGUAUCCAGGGCUACUGGGUGGACAAGAGAGAAGUCGGAGGCAUCGCCUGGCAGAGGGUAAACGUCGUUCUUUGCCUACCCAACCAGAUCAACAUCAGCAACCUCAUCGAGGGUCGCCAAUACGAGUUCCGGGUCUUUGCCCAAAACGAGGCCGGCGUUGGACCGGAAUCCACGGCCUCGACUUCCGUCAAGAUCAAGGAUCCUCAGGCGUCGAAGCCGCCGGAGAUCCUGAAGCCGCUGAGGAACGUCAACUGCGUGCAGAACCACAAUGCCCAAUUCACGUGCACCAUCACUGGAAGUCCCGCGCCUCAUAUCACCUGGUUCAAGGGUGCCAGGGAAAUCGUUAAUGGCUCGAGAUACCACAUUUACUCCGAAGGAGAGGUUCACAAUCUCGUGAUCCAUGACGUCUUUGGCGAAGACGCCGAUGAAUACGUCUGCAGGGCGGCUAACAAGGGCGGCAUCAAGUCCACCAAGGCCGAGCUCUUCAUCAUGACUCCACCCAAACUCAACGUACCGCCUCGAUUCCGCGACACCGCGUUCUUCGACAAGGGCGAGAACGUCGUCAUCAAGAUUCCGUUUACCGGAUUCCCCAAGCCGAAGAUCACCUGGAUGAGGGAGGGCGAGGUCAUCGAAUCCGGGGGACACUAUGCCGUUGAAGUCAAAGAGAGACACGCCGUACUUACCAUCAGGGAUGGCAGCAAGAUAGACUCAGGGCCUUAUCGUAUCACUGCCGAGAAUGAACUUGGUCAGGAUUCUGCGAUCAUCAAGAUUCAAAUCAGCGACAGACCCGAUCCUCCCAGAUUCCCACUGGUGGACAAUGUCGGACACGAUUCCUUGGCCCUCACCUGGAAGCCACCGGUCUGGGACGGAGGUAGCAACAUAACGAACUACCUCGUCGAGAGGAGGGAACACCCAAUGUCUUCCUGGAUCCGAGUGGGCAGCACCAGGUUCACCACCAUGGCCAUAACAGGGCUUAGUCCAGGUCACGAGUACGAAUUCCGCGUCUUCGCGGAGAACGUCUACGGUAGGUCAGAUCCUAGCGAGGUCACCGGUCUGAUCGCCACCAAAGGGGUCAAAGGCAAACGAGAGGUCAAGAAGAAGGAGUUCGAGUACGACGAGACCGGAAAGAAGAUCCGAGGUCGCAGCGACGAGAAGGUCCGCGAUUACGACCAAUUCGUCUUCGACGUCUACAGCAAAUACGUACCUCAGCCUGUCGAGAUCAAGACCUCCUCGGUGUACGAUAAAUACGACAUCCUUGAAGAAAUCGGCACCGGCGCCUUCGGCGUAGUCCAUCGCUGCAGAGAGAGGUCCACGGGCAACAUCUUCGCCGCCAAGUUUAUCCCGGUUAGCCACGUGAUGGAGAAGGAGCUCAUCAGGAAAGAGAUCGACAUCAUGAAUCAGCUUCACCAUCCUAAGCUCAUCAAUCUCCACGACGCCUUUGAGGACGAUGACGAGAUGGUUCUGAUAUUCGAAUUCCUCUCCGGAGGCGAGCUCUUCGAGAGAAUCACCGCCGAGGGUUACACCAUGUCCGAAGCCGAAGUGAUCAACUACAUGAGACAGAUCUGUGAGGCUGUCAAGCACAUGCACGAGAAGAACAUCAUCCACCUUGACAUCAAACCGGAGAACAUCAUGUGCCAGACGCGCAACAGCACGAACGUUAAGCUGAUCGACUUUGGGCUGGCUACCAAAUUAGACCCCAACGAGGUUGUGAAGAUCAGCACGGGUACAGCAGAAUUCGCAGCUCCAGAAAUCGUCGAGAGGGAACCAGUUGGCUUCUACACCGACAUGUGGGCCUGCGGUGUGUUGGCCUACGUACUGUUGAGCGGGCUGUCUCCGUUUGCGGGCGACAACGACAUCGAGACCCUGAAGAACGUAAAGGCCUGUGACUGGGACUUCGACGAGGAGGCAUUCCGCGACGUCUCCGAGGAGGGCAAGGACUUCAUCAGGAGGCUACUCGUUAAGAACAAAGAAAAGCGUAUGACAGCUCACGAGUGCCUCCUGCACGCGUGGUUGACAGGUGACCACAGCAAUCGUACCAAUCCCAUCUCUAGCAGUCGCUAUCUCAGCUUCAGGGACAGACUCCGAGCCAAGUACGACGAUUGGGAGAAAUACGUACUUCCAAUUGGUCGACUUGCCGAAUACUCUGCCCUCAGAAAACUCCUUGUCGAGAAGUAUAGGAUACAAGACACUUCCUUCGAUCGCAGACAAGCUGCACCACGAUUCGUCAUCAAGCCUCAGAGUGCAUUUGCAUAUGAAGGGCAGAGCGUGAAGUUCACGUGUCGUGUCAUUGCUAUUGCGACUCCGACCCUGACCUGGUACCAUAACAACCAGGAGCUCAGACAAUCGGUGAAGUUCAUGAAGCGAUAUGCCGGCGACGAUUACACCUUCGUCAUCAACAGGGUCAGGGUGGAGGACAGGGGAGAAUAUGUAAUCCGUGCUGAGAAUCAUUAUGGAUUCCGAGAAGAGGUCGUGUUCUUGAACGUCCAACCUAUACCCAAAGAGAUUCCUCCAUACAAGCCGGAAGUGCAGCCACUUCGCCGAAGAGAACCUCUACCGUACCACUUCUGGAUGGAAAUCAGCGAGUCUGCUCCCAGCUUUACCUUCUUACUUCGACCUCGUGUCAUGCAAGCUCGGCAGACGUGCAAGCUGCUUUGCUGCCUGAGUGGCAAGCCUCAACCCACCGUCAAAUGGUACAAGGACCGCAAAGAACUCUCCAAGUAUGAGUACACCAUGACCAAUAGUGACGGAGUGGUUACUAUGGAGAUCAUCGACUGCAAACCCGAGGACAGUGGCCAGUACAGAUGUAUCGCUACCAACUGCCACGGCACGGACGAAACCAGCUGCGUGGUUAUCGUUGAAGGAACUGGAGAGACCGAGGAUCAAGCGAAAUUAGCGCAUGACCUCCUACAUUCCGGAGAUCGAAAGUUCAUCGAGCAACCCUUGAAGCCCGCGCCUCCACCAAUCAUAAUAAAGAGCAGCUACAGUUCCAAUGUCAAUCAGUCAUCGAGCAGCUCAAGUCACAACGUAACGCGUAGCUACAAUAACGCUUCAUCGUCCUCCUCGACUAAUUACAACUCCACCUCUUCCUCGUACAAGGCCUCCACGGAAACGAGCUCUAAGCUCAAUGAGACCUCUACCUCGGACAAGAGGAGUAUCAAGAAAUACGGAGCCAAACUGGACACGACUGGCAGUCCGAACAGAUCCAGAAGCGCUACCAAAGAACUUAUUCUUCCUCCCGAUGACUCGUUAAUGAGAGCUCCAGAAUUCGCCACAAAGCUGAAGGACCUGACGAUCAAUGAUGGGGAACAAUUAGAACUCAGCGUGAAAGUCGAUGGAGACCCAGAACCCCAGGUUACCUGGACAAAGAACGGCAAGGCAUUAAGCUCUUCGGAAGUGGUCGAUUUGAAAUACAAGAACGGCGUCGCGACACUGACGAUCAACGAGAUUUUCCCUGAGGACGAGGGCGAGUACACGUGCAAAGCAACGAACAGCAUCGGCACUGCAAGCACUUCCUGCAAAUUGACUGUUAAACCAAUGGAACACGCAUCCGGGAAGAAGAAGAAGAAGAGCGACGACAAGCCACCCAAAAUCGUUGACCAUCUGACGAGCAUGUUCGUGAAAGACGGCGAGACGGUGACGCUAAGUUGCCGCAUCAUCGGCGCCAAGAAGUUUGACGUUGUAUGGCUACACAACAACAAGGAGAUCAAACCCAGCAAAGACUUCCAGUACACAAGCGAGGCCAACAUCUACAAGCUAAACAUUGCCGAGAUCUUCCCCGAGGACGCCGGCACAUACACGUGCGAAGCCUUCAACGAUGCUGGAGAGAGCUUCUCUUCUUGCACUCUCAACGUCCUUGUUCCAAACGAGGAACCCAAGAGCCCAGUGUUCACGACAUUCCCGCAGUCGGCUACUGUUAGCGAAGGAGAAAUGGUUAGCUUCGCCUGCCAGACUGAAACCACGCCACUGAAGGUAACGUGGCUGAAGGAUGGUAAACCCAUCGACGAAUCGAGCAGCAGAUACCUCUUCAGCUCGGAUGGUGACAAGUCGUACGAGUUGAAAAUCAAGUCUUGCACAGCUGGAGAUGUCGGCCAAUAUGUGGCACGAGCGAUCGGCAAGAAGGGCGAAACGAACGCCGCGUUUGCCCUCAACGUCACCAACCCCGGCGACCUUUGAGAACAACCAUAACUUAGACAUCGCAUAUUACGACGAUCGCACGAUCAUACGGCAAGCCUCCACGAGAGCGCAACGAAACGUAUACACGAGCAGUGACCAAAACCAGGAGCCGAAACAAGAAAGCAACGACGCGAACGGCCAGGCGGAAUCGUGUAUAAAAAUCGCGGAGAAAAAAAAAAAGCCCGAAGCAAGAAAACCGAGGAAUCAUUUAAUCUCGUUACUUGUAUAAAUCGUUAUGAAACUUUGUGUUAUCUUUCUCUUUUCUCUUCUGUGUGCUUCUCACAUGUUGCAGCUCGUCGUGCCAUAAGGAGAUCUUACACGGCGCAACCACUGUAUCGACAUGUCACGGAUAGCAAACGCAACAUUAAACGCUACGAAUUGAGCUUUGCUGAAUGCACACGCACGGACAUACGUACGAUGCGCACCGAAUACGACAAUUGGCGUCAUUACCGACCGUCUACCAAAUACCGUCGACCUGAGAGUACUAUAAAAUAGUUCUGGACCGGGUACAUGUUCAAACUGCCCACAACUUGGUGCAGCCAUUCGACGACUACCCUGGUUACGAAACGGUGCAACCGUUGAAUUACUCCCACGAGUUUAGGUGCAGGGUUUAGCAAUUGACUUCCAUGGCUUAGACGGCGUGGAGAAAUGAGCGUGCACGUAUUUGGUAGAUGGUCCGUAAACGGGGCAGCUAUAGAAGUCGAAGAUGCGCCACGGCACGUGCCGACGGUGCCGAUCUCGAGGUCGGGAAGAGUGCCGAGUUCCGGACGAGGUCUCCCAGCAUCCUCGACGAACAAUCCGAACAUCGGGAUCUCGUUCGGGACUUCUCCUCGAGCCCGCCGCGUUGUAAAAUUAACGAGUACGCCUCGAGCGCCCCCGCCGGUACGUGUCUCUUAUUCCAUAUAAUCGUACGCACUGUCGUGUUCUAAUUUGUUUGAAGACUGCUUCCGUUACAAAAUGUACGAUAAAUAAAACUUAUCAUUGAGAAA
Molecule: messenger RNA, 28199 nt
Organism: Orussus abietinus
Lineage: Eukaryota; Metazoa; Arthropoda; Insecta; Hymenoptera; Orussidae
Gene: bent
Product: twitchin
Exons: 112
Coding region: 349-27210 (8953 amino acids)
Biological process (GO): protein phosphorylation
Molecular function (GO): protein kinase activity; ATP binding; protein binding
Source: RefSeq, a predicted model, not a curated record